This is a messenger RNA of Gongylonema pulchrum, 630 nucleotides long. NCBI's taxonomy places the organism in Eukaryota, Metazoa, Nematoda, Chromadorea, Rhabditida, Gongylonematidae. The record is from the annotation of a GenBank genome assembly.
CUUCAAUCGUUGGAAGUCGAACAGUGGAUGACGGCGUUACAUGAAAAAAGGCCUGAGAAACCCCGCUACCCGUUUGUGUACGAUGCGGCCAUUGAAUCUGAACCUACAUUGCUAACAUUUGAUGGAGUAAAGCGUUGUUUACCUUCUGGUUCAUUCCGUAAAACUUAUACCACGUAUGAGGAAGUUUGCGUUCCUGCUAUUAACGGAUCUCAAAUCAAAGAAGUGGACCAUAUUAACGUCAGUGAUCUCGAUGAGCUGGGGAGGAAGUGUUUCGAAGGCAUCGAAAAGCUGAACAUUAUUCAAUCGCUGGUAUUCAAUCAGGCUUAUAAAUCGCGUGAAAAUUUGCUCAUAUGCGCACCAACUGGAGCUGGCAAAACGAAUAUUGCGUUACUGACAGUUCUGAACACAGUGCAUGGCUUCAUGGACCAAGGCGUGAUCUAUAAGGAUGAAUUUAAGAUAAUUUACAUUGCGCCGAUGAAAGCUUUAGCAACGGAGAUGACAGCGAACUUUGCAAAGCGAUUGGCACCAUUAGGCUUGAAAGUGCGUGAAUUGACUGGUGAUACAACGUUGACAAGGAAAGAAAUUGCUGAAACACAGGUGCGAUUGAUCCCCUUGCAAUGCAACGAAUAG